Vitis riparia (riverbank grape) is the source of this 747-nucleotide messenger RNA. RefSeq lists its product as uncharacterized. The coding region runs from base 275 to 637 and encodes 120 amino acids. NCBI's taxonomy places the organism in Eukaryota, Viridiplantae, Streptophyta, Magnoliopsida, Vitales, Vitaceae. The record is from RefSeq and is a predicted model, not a curated record. The transcript has a single exon.
GCUGUAAGGCUAACCUAACAUACAUUGUACCAUGUGUCAUGACAACCCAAUCACAACAGCAAUAUUCCACCCCAUCCCAAUCACCCUCAUCAUUGCUUCACCACAAAACGACACCGUUCCUCAACUGUCAGUUUGUCACAACGACACAAUCACCUGCACAGGCGCUUUUCCUCGUAAAACCGAGUUGUCUCAGAAUCCACCUGGACUCCCUCUAUAAAACCUUCCUUAAACCCUUCCACUUCUCUCCAUCUGUCACUCAACAUUCAACAAAGAGAUGGGAGCAAGAACAUGGUCGGCGCUGACCCGAGUAAGAGCCGCAAUGAAGAAGGUAGCCAACCUUCUAAACCUCAACAGAAUCCGAUGGCGCCUUGCCUCGCAUCUGAGACAGCGCUCGUUGCAGAGGCCAAGGCGCCUGAGCUUCAAUGAUCGACCCGGGUUGAUUGGGUGCGUAGACGACGAUUCAGAGACCGAGGAGAGCGGCUUGGGGAGUCGACUCCUGAGGGCUUCAAGCUGCAUUUCCGAUCAGGAUGACGUAGAUAAGAGAGCCGAUGCCUUUAUUGCCAACUUCUACAGGCAGCUCCGCCUGGAGCGACAGGUCUCUCUGGAACUAAGGUACCGCAGAGGGAAGAGCUUUUAGAGUUAUGAAACGAGUCCAUUAUAAUUUAUGCAGUAAUUAAUUAAUGUAUUGAUUAUUUACGGUUGGUUGAGAUUUUGAUUAUUAAUUUUAGUGCAUUAUUGGAAAAUAGU